Nematostella vectensis (starlet sea anemone) is the source of this 2521-nucleotide messenger RNA. Its product is annotated as probable cytosolic oligopeptidase A. NCBI's taxonomy places the organism in Eukaryota, Metazoa, Cnidaria, Anthozoa, Actiniaria, Edwardsiidae. Gene Ontology annotation, biological process: proteolysis; peptide metabolic process. The coding region runs from base 32 to 2191 and encodes 719 amino acids. Gene Ontology annotation, molecular function: metalloendopeptidase activity. The record is from RefSeq and is a predicted model, not a curated record. The transcript is spliced from 20 exons.
GGCUACCUGUGCUAGCUAGACCUUAUACAAAAUGGCUGCCUCUAUGGCCCUUCUGAAGUCAUCAAGCCUAUGGUCGAAUUCUGUACGAUGUUUACAUCUCUCGACCUUUUUAUCUCAACUGAGAGUCCUCCAGAGACCUGUGUGUUCGUCUAGUGAUGUAAAUCCGUUAUUCAAACAAAAGGAUUUGCCGAAUUUCAGAGCAAUUCUACCAGAACACGUUGAACCUGGGAUCACGCAACUCGCGCAAACAUUCGAGGAGGAUUUCCAAGAUUUCGAGAAUAAGCUUGACGGAGUUGAAGCAAGCAAUGUAUCAUGGGAAUCCAUUGUUGAACCAUUAGAAAAAAUUAACACAAAAUUAGAGUUUGCAUGGGGUGUGGUCUCUCAUUUAAACCGUGUGAAAAAUAGCAGCCCUCUCAGAGAAGCUUAUCAAAAGGUACAACCUUCAGUUGUCAAGGCAUCUACCCUUGUAUCCCAGAGCAAGCCACUAUACACAGUUCUUCAGAAAAUGGAGAGGCAAUCCCAACUAGAUGAAGGCCAAGGGAGAAUUGUUAUGUCCAUGUUGCGUGCAGCCAGAAAUGGGGGUGUUGGUCUGGAAAGGGAGAAAAAGGAGAGAUUCAAUGACAUCAGACUCAAGCUAGCUGAACUUAGCAAUAACUUCAGUAAUAAUGUACUGGACUCCAUCAAGCAGUUCUCUAUAAUUGUGAAUGAUAAGGAGAAAAUGCAAGGCCUGCCUCCAUCAUUUCUUCAGCUAACUGCUGACGACAAGGGGGAGGCUAAUGCUGACACAGGCCCAUGGAAACUCACCCUUGACAUGCCUUGCUUUGAACCAUUUAUGAAAUACAGUGAGAACCGGGAAUUGAGGGAACGGAUGUACAAAGCCUUUAUCUCCAAGGCUUCGUCAGGACAAACUGACAACUCAAAAAUUAUUGAGGAAAUCAGGGAACUCAGGCAGGAGAAGGCAGAACUACUUGGAUUCAAGGACUAUGCCAAUCUCUCUUUAGACUCCAAAAUGGCUGGUACCCCAGAAAAUGUCUGGAACCAUAUCACUGAGCUGAAGACAAAGAGUAAAAAUGCUGCUGAAUGGGAAAUCAAACAACUGCAGAUGUUCGCAGACAAAAAUGGAUUCUCUGGCAAGCUACAGCUGUGGGACAUCCCUUAUUGGGCAGAGAAACAGAGGCAACAUCUAUUUAGCUAUAGUGAUGAGCAACUCAGGCCAUAUUUCCCACUAGAAAGGGUUUUGGAAGGCCUUUUUCAACUGACGUCUGAGAUCCUUGGUGUUUCAGUUAAGGCAGCUGAUGGAGAAGCAGAGGUUUGGCAUAAAGACGUCCGCUUUUUCAAGAUUUACAACGAAAACAAUGAGCACAUGGCUUCGUUCUUCUUGGAUCCAUAUUCACGGCCGGCGGAGAAGAGCGGGGGAGCCUGGAUGGAUCAGUGUGUAGGAAAGAGCAUACUGCUGCACAGGAAACCCGUCGCGUACCUUGUGUGUAACCAGUCUCCCCCGUCCGUGGAUGGCAAAACCCCUUCACUGAUGACUUUUCGUGAAGUCGAAACACUUUUCCACGAGUUCGGUCACGGACUUCAGCACAUGUUGACAACAGUCCCGUACUCAGACGCAGCUGGCAUCAAUAACGUGGAGUGGGAUGCGGUUGAGGUCCCGUCACAGUUUAUGGAAAACUGGGUCUACGACAGGACCACAAUGGAUCUGAUCAGCGGUCAUUACCAAACUGGCGAUCCCCUCCCUGAUGACGUCUUCAAGCAAGUUUGCAAAGCUCGUCAGUACAUGGCUGGUUCUCAGAUGCUUCGUCAGCUUUACUUCUCCGCCCUCGAUAUGGAGCUACACGCCAGCCGCGAACACUGGCUUACCGUGCUACGGCGGAUCGCCGAUGAGUUCACCGUGAUAAAGCCGCACCCAAAUGAUCGGUUUCCCUGUGGAUUCCUGCACAUCUUCAGCUCUUCGUAUGCUGCAGGAUACUACUCUUACAAGUGGGCCGAGCUGAUGUCUGCUGAUGCGUUCAGCGCGUUCCAAGAAAAGGGACUGGACAACAGGGACGAACUCGCGAAAGUUGGUAAAAGAUUUCGUGACACCAUAUUGGCAAAGGGUGGGUCACGCCAUCCCCGUGACGUAUUUGAGGAGUUUCGCGGUCGUCCCGCUAAGCCAGACGCUCUGCUUGCCUUAUAUGGACUCAGCUAGCGACAGAGCAAACUAUUACAUGGCCCUUCCGAGUGUUAUCACGAGCGUGACAAAAAAACAGACGCUCUGCUUGCCUUAUAUGGACUCAGCUACCAACAGAGCAAACUAUUACAUGGCCCUUCCGAGUGUUAUCACGAGCGUGACAAAAAACAGACGCUCUGCUUUCCUUUUAUGGAGCAGUAGUAAACUAUUGCGUGACCAUCCGGGAUCUUAUUAUUCGGGAGGUUUUGCGUACAUCCACGAAAUUACCACAAAUAAAAAAAAAACACUAUUACUGUUGUGUAUUUAACGAUGAAUAUAGUGAAAAAAUAAAAGCAUGAAUGGCAGGAA